AUGAGUGCGAAUGUAGGUAGUCCUAGGAGAGCGAACGUACCAGCGGAUACAGAGAAACGGGGGCAAACAGGGGACGUGGGUGUUGAGAGGGAAGAACACGCGGGGCUGGCACCUGGCGGUGUAGGUAUGGGUGCUCCUGGUGAUGUAGGUAUGGGUGCACCAGGUGAUGUAGGUAUGGGUGCACCUGGUGAUGUAGGUGUAGGUAUGAGUGUACCUGGAGAUGCAGGUGUAGGUAUGGGGGGAGGGGCAGGGGAGAGUAAGAGUGCGCAUGCACAGCCCACGCAGCAAGCGGUGGACGGCAACGCGACAGCUGUUAUAGUGGAGCAGAUGAGUGCAAACAGGACACACAGAACGGGCACGAAUGGCACUCUGACGACACACACGAGCACCACACAAGCACAGGCACAUGCACAAGCACAAGCACAGGUACAGGCACAGGCACAGGCACAGGCACAGGCACAGGCACAGGCACAGGCACAGACACAGGCACAGGCACAGACACAAGCACAGAGCCACACUUGGGCCGAGGCAGUGUACACCCAGGGUAAUACAGCGCACACACAAGGCAGCGCUACACGCACACAGACACAGGCAAGCAAGACGGAGACACACGCGGAUGCUCAGGGGAGAGGCAGUGGGAGUGUGGAGGGGAGUGGAGAGAGGGGUACGCGCGCGAGUUAUGUGCCCGGCCACACACACACACAGCACACACAGCAGACAGGCAUACACACACACACACAGCACACACAACAGACAGGCACGCACACGCACGAGAAAGCCAUGAGGGGCUCUGGGAAUACUACAACCAUCAGAAACUCAAUCAAUACGUCGGUGAUGAGUACCAGCACGGGGAUGGGGAGUGGCGGGAGCAGUCUUUUAAUAGAUUCGCCCAAUGAGAGCGGCAGCUCUAAUUCGUUCGUAUCCAUGCUAGAGGCGGACACGCCCGUGCCCAUACAAACACUGCAGGCUUUACCUACCUCGGGAGUCAGUUCGGUAUCAAAGUCGAGGAAUAUGCUGAGUGUGAACAACAAAUAUAUGCACAUGACGAAAAAUAUGCACGCACACGUGGAACGGAAUGUGGAACAAAAUGUGGAGCGGAAUGUGGAGACGAGCAAGAAUUUAAAAACAGAACUCGACUCCGGCGUUCGCGCGGAGAGGCAGCAGCCAAUCAGAAUGCUCGACAGAUUGCCGCCGGUGGAAACAUCCGACACCAGCAUGAUGGACGAUACCCUACUGAGCUCACAGGGCCUCACUCUCCCAGGGCAGGCGUUGCAGAGUAUGGUUAAUAAGGAAAACGAGGUGCCUUCCUCGGCGAUACGAUCUAUGACGAGCACGGGCGUGCACAGUAACCCCCACGCCCACACCCACUCACAAACACAAACACAGACACAGACACAGACACAGACACAGUCACAUUUACUCGCAUCACCACACACACACACACAAAACCACACAGAUCCACACAGCAGGCAUGCAACGCACACACGCGGAAGCGUGGACGAUAUGGACACGGGCGAGCGUGUGCGUGCGAGGGCGGGUGUGAGUUUGGAUGUGAGGCUCAGAGGCUAUUCCGCGCCGCAGGUGUCUGGUGUCAAACAAGGGUCGGGUGUCGGAACAUUGUCAGAGAAUAACGUCGGUAACCAUGGCGACGGCGCCGCGCCACGAAAGCCGCUGGGGAAUCUGAUGGUGCCCUCUCCGGUUGCCAUGGCAACGCAGAAGUCAGGAGACGGGCAGAGACAUAUGGGCACUGUACAGCAGCAACAACUCUACAUGAAUAAUCAGGAUUCACACAAUCUUCACGUACAUAACAAAAGCAACACCAGUGCGCAAGAUACAAAUAGCAUGCACGCUCAUGCGCGUGACUCGGCGAUGAGGAACGGGAACAGCGACAAUUUCAGCCAGCAUUCGAGGAUACCUACAUCCCUAUCUCCAAGCGGCUUGCCAACACACGCACAGCCACAACCGCAUCCUCGACCGGCCACCACAUCACGCACACAGUCACAACAACCAGCCUACACUCACGCGCAGAUAUCAAUGUCCGGGGGAGGUAAACACACACGCACGACAAAAACACACGCCGACGCGAGUACGGCGCAGAUGCACACACACACACACACAACACACACGGACGCACAACUGAACUAUCUGGAAGGCCUCCGGACACAGUCGCGUGAGGAUGUGGGGUCACGGUCUGGCCCGAGUGGACCAUCCGACACAAACACACGUGCGAAUUCACACCCGAGCGAUGCCGUAUCUGCGCCACACACCGGUGCGAGUUUGAGUGGGAGUGUGGGAGUGGGUGGAGGUGUGGGAGGGCAUAGGGAGAAGGAGGGCCGGGCCGAGGCAAACGAGGAGACGCCGUUUGUGAUGUCUAAGACACGCUUGCGCACACCUGUUGAGCCACACAGCCCACCCAUGGCCACACCCAUGUCCAAUCCGCGGCUGAAGGACACCCGCGCUAUGGCGAGUACCACAUCGCACGAUACGCCGACGGUGGCUCCUAUCAAACGGCCGAGGACAGAUACAGACAAUGGGCCGUACACACACACCCACAGCUCGUAUGACAACGCACAGGCACGCCAUUCGACGAACGAUACUAAGCCUCAACCACACACACACAACACAUGUAACGACGUACACGCACACCAGCGCCUCCCCGAGGGCUCGCACGCAGACGACGCGCUUGCGCAACGGGACACACAGCCCACACACGCACACACACAACAACACACACAACAACACGCACAGCCACCAUCACAACCGCCACCACGUAUGCACACACAGAGCCACGAGCUACACAAACAGCCACAACAGUCCGACGCACAGACACACAGAAGCGACCGGCCGCCCACCGGCGAACGGUUGAGUGCACAGGCGUACGCAGACAGCAAGCGUCCAAGGAUGGACGACAGCGGAUUCAAGGUGCCCGGGCCGCCUCUCUCGCUAACUCAGGGGGGGAUGCAGAGCACCCCCCAGGCGAAACGCAGUAGUACUGCGGGCUCAACACCACGCAUACCACAAGCCACACAGUCCAGAUACGCCAACACACACACCAACGAGAGGAUACCAGACACCGAGCGAAGCACCUUCGCACAGCCACAACCACCCACACACGCACACCAACCCGCGCAUACCCAGAUGAAUGGGCAGGCGCACACACAGGCGAAUACACACGCACACACACAUGCCAAUGCGUCUGUACAGGCACAUAUGCGGGGCCAGGGAGGUUUGGGUGGAGGCCGAUCCCAGUCUCAGGCGCAGAUGUUUGGUGGAUACGAGGGUAUGAAGAAGGGGUUGGCGAGCGCCAAUGAGAAGGCGUCUAUAAAUAGAACGCCACAGCAGCUCCACAGGACCACCACGCCCGGGCAACACAGAUUGCCGAAUGCGCAGCAAAUGAUUACGCCUGAUAACCGAAGUGAUAUGGACAAGAAUAAGAGCAAAAGGGGCAGUGCCCAUCACAACCACGAGCAUUUACCACCAAACAGUCAUCAGGCCUUACAGCCAUCCAUGCAG
Messenger RNA from Sphaeroforma arctica JP610, 3513 nucleotides. RefSeq lists its product as hypothetical. The annotation marks the transcript as partial. The transcript has 4 exons. The record is from RefSeq and is a predicted model, not a curated record. NCBI's taxonomy places the organism in Eukaryota, Ichthyosporea, Ichthyophonida.